AUGGGAGCUUCUAUGGGUUGUUGCCAAUAUAAUCACGAAAAAGGAGAAUUCAUCAUAGCUCAAUUGAAAUUUUCAGAACAAUUUGUGUCAAGUAAAAAUCAGCUUUAUGAUGAGAGACCUCUAUUAGAUCAAGACUCACAAUCCUGCAUAGAAAAUGAGAACAAUAAAAGCAGUGUAGGAAAUUUUGAAAAUGAUGUUAAAUAUACUAAUCAGGAUGAAACUAAAAAUAAUUUUUCACGAUAUGCUGAGCGAGCUAUGACAAAUUCUGACUUUUUAUUUUUAUCUCCUCAAGCAAAACCUAAAACUCCAAAUUUUGGAAAUCAAAUCUCAUAA
Blepharisma stoltei is the source of this 333-nucleotide messenger RNA. Lineage: Eukaryota; Ciliophora; Heterotrichea; Heterotrichida; Blepharismidae. The record is from the annotation of a GenBank genome assembly.